This is a messenger RNA of Cicer arietinum (chickpea), 979 nucleotides long. RefSeq lists its product as uncharacterized. Gene Ontology annotation, biological process: cellular response to heat. The record is from RefSeq and is a predicted model, not a curated record. NCBI's taxonomy places the organism in Eukaryota, Viridiplantae, Streptophyta, Magnoliopsida, Fabales, Fabaceae.
AACAUUGAUAGAGCUUUGAUUCUCCAACAUAAAUAGAAAAAACCAACAUACAAAAUCAUAUAUUGAAAUUUGCAAGCAUGGAUCAAAAGGUACAAUCAACACGUAGUCGUGUAUACAAAGAUUUGCAACCAUAUUUUGAAUGGAAUGAAGAUGAAGCAAAUGCCACACUUGUCCUAAUGUUGCCAGGAUUCACAAGGGAACAAUUGAGGGUGCAAGUGACUUCAAAUGGUGUCCUAAGGAUCAAUUGUGAAAGACAAGGCAAUGAUAACACAUGGCAUCGUUUUGGUAAAGAAUUUACAAUUCCUCAAUAUUGUGACACCAAUGAAGUGAGUGCAAAGUUUGAACGUGGAGUAUUAUCAAUCAAGUUUCCUAAGUUAAUCACCCCUAUUAAGCCACAAGAACAAGAAACUAUCACAAAUCCACCACAAGAAGCUUCAAUUCCAAAGCAACAUAGUGAUGAACCUAAGACACAAGCACAAGUGAUUGAUGAUCAACAAGAGUCACCAAAAGAAAAUAUUAGUGAUGAAAAAGAAAAUAAAAAAAUAGAAAAAAAAGAUGAAAAUAAGGUUAAGCCUAAUGAUGAGUUGUUAGAGACAAAAGAAGUAAAUAAAAGCACUAUUAAUGAUCAAGGAACACAAAAGGGCAAGAUGAUACAAAGAUUGAAAACAAGGGCUUUGGAUUUUAGUAUAAGUUUGAAAUCAGGAAAUGAUAAGGAUGUUAACCAAUUAUUAGGAUUUGGUUGUGGUGACACAAGGCCUAAGAUGGGUAUGGUGUUGGUGAAUUUGAUUGUGGCCAUUUUAUUGGUUUUGGUGAUUGGUGUAUAUGCCAAAAAUGCACUUUGGUCAUCAUCAAAAUCAUUUCAUGGAGAAUCAAAGGAAUUUUAAUCACAUAUAUGCAUGUCCAUUCUUGUAAAUGCAUAAAUAAAUUCAAUAAAGGAGCAAAACAACAAAUUUGAUUAUAUAUCUAUAUUUUAUAUCAA